CUCUCUCCCUCUCUCCAUCCACGCCAAAGCUCUUAGGCUACUUUGCGCAUGUACGGCCAGUCAAAUCGAGCAUUGCGUCGUGUCCAAGAUGGCGAAAAUACGUCUGGCUUAUCUACUGACUCUCCUCUCAACUCACUGCUACCUCAGCGUGUUAGCAGUGGUACUGAGAACAGAUAACCACUCACCAUGGACCGAUGAGUUUGGCAGAGUUGAGUUAUCGUGUGUGAUUCAGUCCAUUACUACAAGAAAUCCCAGAAUUGAAUGGAAGAAGAUAACAAAUGAAGGGCCCAGUUAUGUGUUUUUUGACAAGAAGAUCUCAGGGGACCUGGAGAGCAGAGCGGAGAUCAGGGAACCUGCCACGUUACUGAUAACUAACGCCACACGAUCGGACACAGCCAAAUAUCGUUGUGAAGUUACGGCCGUUGAAGACCAGAAGUCAUUUGAUGAAAUUGUGAUUGACCUUGUUGUGAGAGUAAAGCCAGUGGUGCCGAAAUGCAGUGUCCCCAAAUCUGUGCCUUUUGGGAAGUCAGCUGAGCUGAGCUGCGUGGAGGACGAGGGCUUCCCCAAAUCUCAGUACCAGUGGUUCAAGAACAGGGAGGGGAUUCCCAACGACCCAAAGACCAGCCUCAAGUUCAUCAACUCCUCAUAUACCCUCAGUCCAGAAACAGGAGCUCUGAAGUUUAUUGCUGUCAGAAAAGAAGAUGCAGGCGAGUAUUUUUGCCGGGCAAGAAAUGAUGCAGGAUACGCUGAAUGUCCGCCCCAGAAGAUGGAAGUGUAUGACAUUGAUGUGGUGGGGAUAAUACUGGGAGUGCUGGUGGUGGUCGUAGUGCUCUUAUGUAUAUCAGUGGGGAUUUGCUGCGCAUACAAGCGAGGCUACUUCUCCAGUCAAACACAAACAGGGAACAAUUACAAAGUUCCAGCUAAGGGAGAUGGAGUAGACUACGUCAGGACGGAGGACGAGGGGGAUUUCCGACACAAGUCAUCAUUUGUGAUCUGAGAAGAGAGAGGACGAUGGGGGGCAUUGUGCUGAGUGAAAGACGUGACAUGUGGGACUGAACUCGAAGUUCGCCAGACCACGGGGCCGCCACAUUCAUGCUCUGAGCCCUCAGUGUGACUGAAAUCCAGCUAACCAAGUUUGCCAAAGGUGACAAGCUUUCACAGGACAACGCUAUGUAACACUAUUAUACACGUAGGGACUGAAAAGGAUUUGUCGACUUUUAUCAAGAGAAUUCUUUUGCUAAAUUAUGGAGUUGUUACUUUAGAGUUACUGCAUGGUUUUAAACAGUAAUCAAGGUGGAGAUAAAAUCAUGUCUGUGUUCCGCCAGGUAAAAAAGGAGGAGUUGAACCUAUAAAGUCAGUCUGUCAUGACACCUUUCUACUGUAAACUCUUAGCUUCAAACCUAAACUCACCUCUAUAACAUUUCUUUUCUACUGUUGAAAUUGGUGAGACUAUUUUUGAUGGAACAUAUUUUAAAAUGCCUAUAGAUAAAGGUUUACUUUUUUAAAUAUUUGUAAGAUACUAACGUGUUUUUUUUGUUUGUUUGCUUUUUUUUUGUGGAUAAAACUAUGUAACACUUUAACCACUUUGCAUCAAGCUGUAAACAUUUACACCUUUGCAGUCAGGAGAAAGAAAGACAAAUGAAUUAGCACAUCAAGAUGUGGUUCUUGAUUGGCGGUCUUACAUCCUGAAUUUCUCGGCUGGGAGGGCCACUUUCUGUUGUGUUCAUGUUCAUAGGCAGCCUGAGCGCGAAGCUUUGAAAGAGUGAUGCUGUGAAACAAUGUGCCAGCGCUGCGUUGUCUUGAUUUAAGUGUCCUUCUGUGCUUGCUGUUAAUCUUGUAUAUAUUGAACUUACUGUCCAGGAUAAAUACAUAUGUUCAGUGUUACACUAAUAAUGGGGAUAAAAAUAUUAAUGCUAAUCAUACAGGGUUUGUAGUUAACCUGCCACAGACCCAAGCAAAACUAAAGUACUUUGAAAAACUAGACAUGGUACUUCCACAGUUUUGACCUGUAAAUGGAAACAAAUUGGAUGGCCUGGCACAGAGAACACAGACCUUUCUGCCAAUGUGAGUGACAGUGGAAGCCUGUUAUCAGGCCUGGGUUAUUUUAACUACUGAGUCACCUAUUUUUAAGCUAAAGGUACCAACGGGCUCAGUAGAAAUGCUCCAGCUCCACCGCACUGCCACAGUCAGGUCCAACACACUAGACACAGUAUUUAGGGGGUUUUCCAUUAUAGGAGCUAACCGAAACGUGUCUAAACAGAGACCAGAGAGAAAAUACAUGCUGAAGGCAAACAGAGUGAGCCCAUGCUUCAGCGAUACAGUGACACACAGCUGGGGUCUGGACAGUUAACAGUUGUACUGAUUGUAUAUAGAUUUUUUUUUCUCUCUUUCAAGAUUAUGUAAAGUGGUGAAAAAUGUAAACAUUUCCUGUUUGAGAUGAUAAGAAACUCUUUCCAUUUGUAUGGCUGAGAAAAGGUUAACAUUUUAUCAUGCAAGGUGCAUCUCAAUAAAUUAGAAUAACGUGGAAAAGUCCAU
Molecule: messenger RNA, 2535 nt
Organism: Monopterus albus (swamp eel)
Lineage: Eukaryota; Metazoa; Chordata; Actinopteri; Synbranchiformes; Synbranchidae
Gene: jam3b
Product: junctional adhesion molecule 3b
Exons: 9
Coding region: 89-997 (302 amino acids)
Biological process (GO): cell-cell adhesion; cell migration
Cellular component (GO): cell-cell contact zone; plasma membrane; protein complex involved in cell adhesion
Molecular function (GO): protein homodimerization activity; cell-cell adhesion mediator activity; protein heterodimerization activity
Source: RefSeq, a predicted model, not a curated record